Molecule: messenger RNA, 885 nt
Organism: Apiotrichum porosum
Lineage: Eukaryota; Fungi; Basidiomycota; Tremellomycetes; Trichosporonales; Trichosporonaceae
Exons: 3
Coding region: 1-885 (294 amino acids)
Source: RefSeq, a predicted model, not a curated record
AUGUCCUCCGUCGAGCAACCACCAACAGCCGGGCCCAGCGCUCCCAGCACCGCACCUGCCCCCGACCCCGCAGCGGAAGCUCGUGCGGAGGCUCGUGCCGCCCGUAUCGCCGCCGCCGUCGAGCGUGGCAAGACCGAAUACCAGUCCCAGCACGCCCACACUGAGCGCGGGUGGUUUCUCGAUGCCGACCUCGCUGGGCCUAGCAAGAAGGACCGCCAGGCCGUCGAGUACGCGUCUACGCUGCGCGUCCUCGCCAACGACCCCGAAGAAGCCGCCCGCGCCGUCGCCGACAUCCGUGCUUGUGCGGGGCCAAAGCUGGCGUCCCUCGCGCGUGAUCUGCUCACCACCGGCGUGCGCGCUGCAGUGAUUGCCAAGGACAAGGAGGCCGCUGUGGAGUUUGCGCGCGCGUCAAAGAAGCACUGGGCUGCCAACCCUGGUCUGGCUGUCGAGUGUUCCAACGCCUUUGCGUUUGCCGGAGAGGGUACAGAGUCGACACACCCCCUACUGGCUUCCUUUGGACAAGGUGUCCACUACCCCGUCCUCGCCGCCCUCGACGAGCGCUUAGGCGCCGCGUCUGCCACCGAGGAGGCUGUCCGCGCCCUCGCCGAAGUCGUCCACGCCCUCGCCAUGUCGCGCGCCUGGGCAUUCUCCCGUCCCCUGUACAGCACCGACAAGUCUACUCGUUCAAGUGGGAUUUUACACGGAUCCAGCGCACUCCGCGACACACUUUUCAGCAUCGACAGGACGGCCCUCCGCCAGGCCCUCGGUGUGGACCCCAGUACGCUCAACGGUGCUCUUGCCAGGCUGGGACGCGCGCUCGGGGGCAGCGAGGAGAACGAGCCUGCUCCAGGCGAGCGUGUGGAGCGCGGUGUGCGCGAGCUGUGA